AUGAGACGAACGCUGGAGGGUCUCCAAAACCCUGGUGUUCAAAUAGCCAGUGAAGAAAACCUUGUCGAUCUGGAAUAUGCAGACGACAUCGUUCUCAUCUUCGAAGAGGAGGAGAAGGCGCAAGUAUUCUUGGAUGAACUGACCAAAGUCAUCCCGUCCUUUGCUCAACUUCGGUCCAAUGGAAGUUUGGGUGACAGCGUCUAUGGUGUGAACUUACACGGGGAAUACCCGUGGAUCCUGAGCGCCUCUGAUGAUCAGACUAUUCGCAUUUGGAACUGGCAGUCACGCUCAGUGGUCUCGAUCGUGACUGGGCACAGUCACUAUGUAAUGUGCGCACAGUUCCAUCCAAAGGAUGACCUGAUUGUUUCAGCCUCGCUGGAUCAAACCGUUCGUGUUUGGGACUUCUCUGGACUUCGAAAGAAGAAUGUUGCGCCUACUGGACUCUCAGGGAUCGAGGAACACAUGCGCCAAAUGACUGGUUCAUCCAGACAUGGCGGAUCAGGAGUUGGAACAGCUGGUCACGCCGAGUUGUUCGGCACUGGUGACGUUGUCGUACGCCAUGUGAUGGAAGGACAUGACCGUGGCGUGAACUGGGUGACUUUUCAUCCAUCGCUGCCUAUCGUGGUUUCAGCAGCGGAUGACCGUUUGCUCAAACUAUGGCGUAUGACAGAAUCGAAGGCGUGGGAGCUUGAUACUCUUCGUGGACACUACAAUAACGUCAGUUGUGCCUUAUUCCAUCCAAGGCAAGACCUGCUCCUUUCAGAUUCGGAAGAUAAGUCUAUCCGUGUAUGGGAUUUGGUCAAGCGGACUUGUCUGACCACAAUUCGGCGUGAUUCUGAUCGGUUCUGGGUUGUAGCCGCUCACCCCAAGCUCAAUUUGUUUGCUGCUGGUCACGAUACCGGCUUUGUUGUUUUCAAGUUAGAACGCGAACGACCAGCGUUCGCUGUGCACAAAGAUUUCAUUUUCUACGUUAAACUCCCAUUUCUUCGUCGCUUGGAUUUGAACGUAACGAAGGAUAUCCCAAUUAUACAACUGCGAGAAGGACGCGGUCUUGCUGUGAGCUUGGCUUACAACCCGAUUGAAAAUGCUGUUUUGGUGUUGAGCCGCAACAGGGAGACGGAUUCUGGGAAUGUGAAUGCAUCUUCGUUGACUACAACAAACAACAUGGUCUACGAUUUAUACAUGCUACCCAAAGAUGUCACGACUGGCGGUGAGCCGCAACAUGCAGAAAGUCGGUCUGGUACGGGAUGUGCAGUAGCUUGGGUCGGGAGGAAUCGUUUUGCUGUAUUGGAAAGCACGGGAACGCAAACCCUCAAUCGCCUACUCGCUGCCGUUGGGAUCCGUAAUUUUGGCGAGAAAGUACGACUGAUCGAGUGCGAUGGAGCUGCUCGUGACGUACAAUCUCUUAAUGCUUCUACCAAAAGGCUUACUGUGCUGAUUAAAAAUUUAGCCAACGAAAAGGUCAAACGAGUGAACUUCACUGGUGUCGACCAAUUUUUCUACGCUGGUACCGGCAAUUUAUUGAUCCGUGAUGCAAGUGGAGUCAGCUUGUGCGACGUCAUCAACAAACGUACACUGGCUACUUUAAAAAACACCAAAUACAUCCGUCACGUCGUUUGGGCUCCUGAUGGCCAUCAUGUAGCAAUGUUCACCAAACUCUACCUGUAUUUGUGCGAUCGGACCCUUGACAUCAAGGCGACCAUACAUGAAACCGUCCGAAUAAAGAGUGGAGCUUGGGAGGAGCACGGGGUGUUUGUCUACACCACGAGCAAUCACAUCAAGUACACGUUAUUGAACGGUGAUAACGGCAUUAUUCGUACUUUGGAACUGCCGGUUUACAUCACACGUGUUCGUGGCAAUUCAGUCUUCUGUCUUGAUCGUGACUAUGCCCCCUUGGUCCUUUCGAUUGAUCCAACCGAAUAUCGAUUCAAGUUGGCACUUAUCAAUCGUCGCUAUGAUGAGGUGUUGCACAUGGUACGCAAUUCGAAUUUGGUUGGUCAGGCAAUCAUAGGCUAUUUAGAAAAGAAAGGUUAUCCGGAGGUCGCGCUACAUUUUGUCAAGGAUACUAGGACACGGUUUUCCCUGGCGAUGGAUUGUGGACAAUUGGAAGUCGGACUCGAAGCUGCUCGUGCUCUGGAUGACAAGGCUUGCUGGGAACGUCUGGGAGAGCUCGCACUGCGCCAAGGAAACCAUCAGAUUGUGGAAAUGGCCUACCAACGCACGAAGAAUUUCGAUAAACUAACUUUUCUUUACCUGAUUACUGGGAACUUGGAAAAGCUGCAGAAGAUGAUGAAGAUUGGACCGCUUGCUUAUUUGACUGCUGCCACACAUGGAUUGUCAGAUGAGGCUAAUGAAUUGAGAGAACAACUUGGUGCAAUUCAACCUACCCCGGGCUCGGAGUCCGCAGCCUCCAUUGCACUGCCCUCUGUAAAGGCGAACGCUUCUUUACUCAUCCCAUCACCCCCAAUCCUGCGUCCAGACCGUCUGGCUACCGCGGACCUAGGGGACACGCCUACUGCAGUCGAAUUAAACUGGCCGCUUCUUAGCAUGCAACUUGAUGUGUUCGAGACAGCGAUUGCGCAGAGGCGUCCAGGUGGUCUGGGAACAAAUGGUGACGAGCUUGGAAAACCAGGAGCACCUACAAUGGCUGGUGUCGGUCUUAUGAUGGAUGUUGGGGAUAUAGAUGAAGCUGCAUGGGGUAAAGAUGCUGUCUUAGAUCUCGAUGAAAGCGAGGAAUUUGCUGAUGCGGUCGAGGAUGGCGAUGUCCUGGGUCGCUCGGACGAUUUGGCCGCUGCACAAGAGGAAGGCUGGGACCUCGGUGAUGCCGAUCUGGAGCUUCCAAAAGAGUUGCAAACCAGCGGAGCACUAAAUUCGAUGUCUGGUGAAAGUUUUGUGGCACCUCCUACUGGUCGUUUGCCUUCGCAGUUCUGGAGCGACAACUCUAGACUCCCCCAUGAUCAUGUCAUGGCUGGAAACUGGUCGGAAGCAAUGCGUCUGCUGAAUUCCCAACUGUAUUUUUGUCACCUAGAAAGCGAGGAAUUUGCUGAUGCGGUCGAGGAUGGCGAUGUCCUGGGUCGCUCGGACGAUUUGGCCGCUGCACAAGAGGAAGGCUGGGACCUCGGUGAUGCCGAUCUGGAGCUUCCAAAAGAGUUGCAAACCAGCGGAGCACUAAAUUCGAUGUCUGGUGAAAGUUUUGUGGCACCUCCUACUGGUCGUUUGCCUUCGCAGUUCUGGAGCGACAACUCUAGACUCCCCCAUGAUCAUGUCAUGGCUGGAAACUGGUCGGAAGCAAUGCGUCUGCUGAAUUCCCAAGUUGGCGUCGUAGACUUUGGACCAUACAAACCGUUGUUCCUAUCAAUGUUCAGUGGAUCGCGAUCGGUUGGAACUGGAAUCCCUUCCACACCUUCCGUUUUUAUAUAUCCUCAAAGAAAUUGGAAAAAGACAUCCAUGAACUCUGCUCUUCCCACCGUGGUCAUCACUUUGAAUAACCUCAUUAACCGUCUUCAGUCGGCCUACCAGCUUACCACGAAAGGAAAGUUCCAGGACGCCGUCGAUCGGUUUCGAGCAAUUCUUCUCUCCAUCCCUCUCCUAGUCGUUGACUCGACUAGUGAAGAGUCUGAAGCCAAACGGCUGAUCGGUGUUUGCAAGGAGUAUAUCCUCGGAUUAUCGAUGGAACUAUUCCGGAAAGCCAUGCCAAAAGAUACUUUGGCAGAUCAGGUCCGGAAUGUUGAACUGGCCUGUUACUUUACUCAUUGUCGUUUGGAAACACCACAUCUUAUCUUGACUAUACGCACAGCGUUGAAUUUGUUGUAUAAACUAAAAAACUUCCGCUCUGCUGCUGCGAUGGCCCGUCGCCUACUGGAUCUCGCUCCCUCAAUUGAAGUGGCCACGCAAACAAGGAAGAUACUACAGGCUUGUGAAGCGGUAACACCGUUUGAGGAUGCACAUCCACUUACCUAUGAUCCACGAAAUCCUUUCGAAAUUUGUGCAGCAACCUAUGUACCCAUCGUUAGAGGUAGCGACCACGUGAAAGAUCCACUUAGUGGAGCCUGCUACGUUCCAGCGAUGAAAGGCCAACUUUGUCGCAUUACUAAACAUACAUCCCGUUCUGAGCCCUGCAAGCUAGCGUUCCCGUCGAAACAACCACGGAAGGUACACGUGUACUAA
Opisthorchis viverrini is the source of this 4167-nucleotide messenger RNA. RefSeq lists its product as hypothetical. NCBI's taxonomy places the organism in Eukaryota, Metazoa, Platyhelminthes, Trematoda, Opisthorchiida, Opisthorchiidae. The record is from RefSeq and is a predicted model, not a curated record. Bases 1 to 4167 code for a protein of 1388 amino acids. The transcript is spliced from 19 exons. Gene Ontology annotation, molecular function: protein binding; structural molecule activity. Gene Ontology annotation, cellular component: COPI vesicle coat. Gene Ontology annotation, biological process: intracellular protein transport; retrograde vesicle-mediated transport, Golgi to endoplasmic reticulum; intra-Golgi vesicle-mediated transport.